This is a messenger RNA of Bufo gargarizans (Asiatic toad), 606 nucleotides long. RefSeq names its product transmembrane protein 167A (gene TMEM167A). Lineage: Eukaryota; Metazoa; Chordata; Amphibia; Anura; Bufonidae. The record is from RefSeq and is a predicted model, not a curated record. The transcript is spliced from 4 exons. Gene Ontology annotation, biological process: intracellular transport; protein secretion. Bases 82 to 300 code for a protein of 72 amino acids.
CCUAGUUGGAGAAGCGAAGGCGGAGAUGAUGUCACUGGAGCGACUCUCCUGGAAGUGUGAUGUGGCUGAGAGGGGAUCACCAUGUCUGCCAUAUUUAACUUCCAAAGCCUGUUGACGGUGAUCCUACUGCUAAUAUGCACGUGUGCGUAUAUCCGAGCCAUGUUUCCCAAUCUUCUGGAUAAAAACAAAACUGGAAUACUGGGAAUUUUUUGGAAGUGUGCAAGGAUUGGUGAAAGGAAAAGUCCAUAUGUGGCCGUCUGCUGUGUGGUGAUGGCUUUCAGCAUACUCUUCAUGCAGUAAUCUGCCAACGAUUCCAGCGAGCUCCAUUUGUUUUCCUUGUGGAUUAAAUAUCUUUGUGAUGGUUAAUAUGUGCAUAAGUCAUUUCUUUGAUACACAAAGUACCGGGCUUCAUGUGAUGGUUCCAAGAUGGGUCGAGGAAUAUCUAGGAUGUUUAAAAUCAGAAAACAAGUUGGACAUCGCCAAUAUUUUUGUUUUUUAAAAUGUCAUUUUAUUUUGAAAGUGAUAUUUAUGUUGAAUGAAAAUCGACCUUUUUGAAAAGUUCCAGUUAAAUGUUUCAAAUGCUACAAUAAAAAAAGAUUGUUUUUC